AUGGGGGUCCCUGAUUAUCUAAAGAAGAUAAUCAGGGACUACCUGGAGGGGCAUGAUACUCUGGUCGUGGCCAGUGGGAGGGGAUGGGAAGAGGCGAUCAAUGUGGCAAAUGUAGCCAUUGAUUGUGUGGUGAGGGCAAUAGGGGCCCUUGGCCUUAAGGUGGCGGCAGGAAAAACAGAGGCCGUCUUUAUCCACGACGGCUCUCUGGGGCAACCACCGGCAUCGUGGAUCAGGGUGGAGGACGUCCGUGUCCAGGUGGGGGCCCAGAUUAAAUAUCUGGGCCUCCACGUAGACGGCAGGUGGAGGUUUGAGGAGCACCUCAGCCGGCUGACGCCCAGGUUGGACAAAGCAGCGAGUGCCUUGUCGCAACUGAUGCCCAACCUGGGCGGCCCGCGUGGGAAAGUUAGAAGGCUCUAUGCGAACGUAAUUAAUUCAAUCGCACUGUAUGGAGCCCCAGUAUGGUCGGACGCCCUGACGGCGAAUAAAAAAGCCAUCGCGGUGCUGAACAGAACUCAGCGCCGCAUGGCAAUCAGGGCGGUCAGGGGAUAUAGGACCAUUUCCCACGCGGCAGCCACGUUGAUGGCCGGGAUGCCCCCCAUCGAAAUGAAUACUCGCGCACACGCUCGAGUGUAUGAGCAGGUGGCGGAGCAAAGGGCAAGGGGGAUCCCGGUGCCCAAGAGGGGGAGGAGGCUCCUCAGCCUCCGCAUCAAGAAGAAAGUGAGGGAGGAAUGGCGGACCUGGUUGGCCGACCCAAAUCAGGCGGGCAAGAGAACGGUCCAGGCCAUCCUCCCUCAUCUGGACGAAUGGAUAGACCAUUCAUGGACACGGACGUCCUACAGGACAACGCAGGUACUCACCGGGCAUGGAUGCUUCGGUGAGUACUUGCAUAGGAUACAGAAGGAGCCUGAUCCGCGAUGCCACCAUUGCACCGAGGAGCGAGAUACGGCGCAGCACACGCUGGACAGUUGUCCAGCGUGGGAGGAAGAGCGCCGCGAUCUCACGAAUGAGAUAGGGGAGACCUCUCGCUGCCGGCGGUCGUUAAAGCCGUAG
Messenger RNA from Vollenhovia emeryi, 1050 nucleotides. RefSeq lists its product as uncharacterized. NCBI's taxonomy places the organism in Eukaryota, Metazoa, Arthropoda, Insecta, Hymenoptera, Formicidae. The transcript has 2 exons. The record is from RefSeq and is a predicted model, not a curated record. The coding region runs from base 1 to 1050 and encodes 349 amino acids.